Messenger RNA from Mercenaria mercenaria, 4612 nucleotides. RefSeq lists its product as uncharacterized. Gene Ontology annotation, molecular function: NAD+ poly-ADP-ribosyltransferase activity; NAD+-protein-arginine ADP-ribosyltransferase activity. NCBI's taxonomy places the organism in Eukaryota, Metazoa, Mollusca, Bivalvia, Venerida, Veneridae. The transcript is spliced from 3 exons. The record is from RefSeq and is a predicted model, not a curated record. The coding region runs from base 97 to 924 and encodes 275 amino acids.
GCAUCGUGCAGACGUGUUGAAGUAAUGUAAAUGCCCUCCUAUUAAACGCGAUAGUUCACUUUUUGCUAAUUUCUUGUUGUGCUCUAUGAGUAAAAAAUGUUAUCUCGGUCGCUGAUUGCAGUGUGCAUUCUGUUGUGUGAUGUUGGAUUUGUGAGAACUGCUCGAGUUGGUUAUGCGCAAAGAAUCUCAGAUGAGUUUGGUAACUAUUUAGAUUCAGAGGAGGACGGUUAUUCAGGUGAAGUAAAGCGUUUAUUUGGGGACACUUUUUACAAAGAUGUUAACGGUAUAAAUAAAGCAAAACUAAAAAUGGAUAAAUUUAGCAGCGAAAACUGGGACAAAAAAUACGCAAUUGCUAUCAUAAACUUAUACACACAAGGGGGAAAUUUCUAUCGCACUCUGAACGAACAAAUGAGAAAUAACUAUCCAGUAGACACGCAUUAUUGGAGAAAAGCCGGCGACUUGAUUAACAGAGGCCUCGACAUUCUUGGACAAAAAGUUUAUGACAAAGUAUAUAGGGGAUGCCCUAAUGCUACACGUCCAAUUGCGGGAAAGGAAUAUCGUUUUAAUCAGGUUACAAGUACCAGUCUUGAUAAAACUAUAGCCGAAAAUUUUGUCAAAUGUGGAUUUCUGUUUACGAUAGAAGACGUGUACGGAGUGAAUGUUGAAAACUACUCGGCUUUGCCUCAUGAGCGUGAAAAGAUUAUUAAAUCUACAAAUGUAUUUCUGAUAAAGAAAGGUCCAGUGAAGGAAAGUAUAUUUUAUGAUGUUUACUACCUGGACGGGCAAUCAAGUGUUCACUGCAACAUCAGAAAGAAACGAGAUGUUAAUGGAGAUAACAAUGCUUGCGUAAGUGGCGCCCACAAAACAGGUACAGAAACCGUAUCUAUCUGGACUGUCGUGGUGGUGUUGGUUCUGUUGUUUUGAUAAAGUAAUGAACAGACAUAAUCAAUGAACGCAAAGUACAGAUUUUGUAUCAUAUUCUUUAAGCUAUUUGUUCCAUGUCAUAGUCGACACAGUAUUGAACAUCACUUAGUAAGUUUGUAAUAUGAUUAACUGAAUCUUGUUUUUUAUUUUUAUCUGUUUUUGCUAUAAUCCACAUGUUCAUGUACUUUUAGAGGUUCUGUUUUAGUUAAGUCCUAUUUUAUUACCAUACAUAACAUUACAACAUUAAAGUUAUAAAUUAACACGAAAUGAUAAAAUUAAGCAAAAGGUGUUGGAAAAUCAAAGUUUUCUUCAAUAAAAAGAAAAUGUAUUUUAUAUAAAAACAGCUUUUGCUGAAUACAGAUUUCUAAGGAGUGUUAGUAUUUAUAUAUAUAUAUUGAAUUGUUUAAUUAGAGUAUAAAAAUGUGGCAGAAUGCCACUUUAAACAACUAUGAACUAUCUAGAAGAGAUUGUUAUGAAUAAGUCUUACAUAAUUAAUUUGAAAUAGCUUGUAGUAUGUUGCCGUUUGUAAAAUGAUAUUUCUGAACUUGAUAAAAAAUCUGAAAAUAUACCUUACUGCUGGUGCAAAUAUAACUUAAUCCAGCCGUUAAUGUGAAACUAUAUUUGUCGAAUUUCUAGACUGAUAUAUUUCGAAAAUACAUUUUUUUUUAUAAACUUUAAACGAUUAUCGAACAUUUUAACUAUUUUUCGUAAUGCUUUAUUUGCUUUUAUGCACACACACAAAAACACCAAACCUGAUUCAAACAUGUAUCACAUAUAGUUUUGAGAGAUAGCUUAAAAUAAAACAGGACAAAUAUGUCAUAAAGUUACUGUUUAAUAAGAUCAAUACGUUAAUGAAAAUUAUUGACUUACCGCUAGUAUAGAUAGAUAAAUGACUCGUACUUGCAAAGACAAAUACCAAACAAAAUUUUAUUGUUUUACAAUCAGAUUGAUAAUCGAGUUUUACAUGCGAUUUUAUGAAGUACAAGCACAGUUGUAGAUAUAAGCCUUAUACCUUUUCAAAUACAGUAAAAUGACACUCAUGUAUUGUUUAUCUUUGACAUUUAUUCAAUAUGAAUAUGACGUUUCAGUUUAAGUAUGGAAAUGUAUUCUUUUAUACAUCAACGCAGUUGUAGUUUGUAUAUGUGUGUACAUGUAUUUAAUUGUAGGGCAUAAGUCUCGUCACUUCGUUACAGGCAACGCAGAGAAAAAAACAACAAUAAUGUUUUAAACUGAAAAGGAAGAAAGUCUUGCAGGCGAAUGUUUCUAUUUGAUUUGCUUAAGAAAAUUUUUGGAAGAUAGGAACUGCAUAUGUCAUAUAGAAAUACAAACAAGUAUUUGGCACAAAACCACACCUAUUACUGUUUCAAAGAAUUGCAAGUAUUUAUUCAUAGCCUCCUCGUUUAUACAUUUGUCCGUAUUGUACAUUGAUCCGUCUUUGUGUCAAAGUGUUGAACAUUGAUCCGUCUUUGUGUCAAAGUUAGUUUGACCUAUACUUUUGAUUAUAUUACCACCACCAUUUAUUAUGUUGGAAUCCACACGAGCAAUAACCCAACAUUGUUUUAACGAAAGAUUUUAAUUCGUUUCAACGAAGUGUUAUUUCAUUAAAAUAAAAAUCUAGAUCUGUUAUGACAAAAUUUUAGUGAAUUAUGCAUUCUUUGUUCGUUAAAAAGAAAUCUUUUUUUUGUAUUAAAUCAGGUUAUUCAAUUUAUCAAAUGAAAAAAAAUCUUUUCUUUUCACCACGUAUUAGUAGUUCUCUACCAAAUUUGUUCAAGCUGGGUCUUUCGGACAAAAUUUUGAGUCUUUAUUAUAAAGUUACGAACUUAAAUAAAUCCUCUUGGGGUAAGACAAAAUACACAUAAGCAUAUAUUGGUAGUACCCGAAAAUUUUUAUUCAAGCUUGGACCUCCUAAAAGCUCCCGGAAGUUGUAUUAAGUUAGCUCGAUAGUUUUUCUGUCUGAAAUACAUCGUGUCUCAGCUAUACGACUCACCAUACAAAUUUUAAGCAUAAUGGUAAGUGUCACGCGCAGGUGUCAGGCCUAUACCUCUAGCGUCAAUUUCAAAGGCAUUUUGAUUUAAUCUUAGUGAGUCAGCAAUUAAUUGGCGUCCAAUGAAACCUUUCGCAAAUAUUAUGCUUGAUGAGAGAUAUGUCGCGCACACGAGUCAGGUCAGAGGUCUAUGUCACAGGAAAAUGAUAUCUGAAAAUUAUAUUUUGUUUAAUAGCACUUUUUUUUUAUUUUAGUCCAAACAAAAAUCCGCCAUUUAGUUUAAUCUAAUAUAAAUUUGACACAAUGGGACGGACCGAUUUCUAAUGUUGGUAAUGUUGUUGUGGUUUAACCCUUUUGUAUUAUCACACCAUUGCAAAGUUACCGAAUGUAUUUUUAUGUAUGUACUGUAGUAUGUACUGUUGAUUUGCUGUUGUAUAUAUAUGCAUCUAAAUAUUAAUGUCUUAAUGUAUAUUAUCUAUAUAUGUCUUGUGUGAUAUUAACAAUAAUUUAUGAUUACUCAAGGCAAAUGGUAGUUUGGUUUGGGGAUGGUGGGGGAGGGGGAACAAACUCUUUAAAAUUCUACUUGAGGACUUCCGAUGAGUUAGCUCCGUUAGAUUAUCAAUUCUUAAAGCAAAAUAUGUCACUCGUAACUGAAGAAAGUUCGUUUGUAAUAAAUUUUUAGCCGCCACCGGUAACCUAUAUGGGCGAUUCCUGAAGACUGUUAGUAACAUUUCUGUUGAAGGACAGCGCAAUAUACAACAGAAGCUCCGAUUCCAGAAGCAUUCCUGGUUCUUGAGCAUGUCUGUUGUAUUUUGGCACCCACGAACGGGACUCUUACCAAAUGUUAAUCACAUAAAUUGUGGAACGGGUUGUCGAACUCUCGACCUUUAAAAUGGUAUUUUGUGUCGAAAGACGUAGUGACGUAUCGUUAUUUCAAAAUAUUGACAUAAUAGUCAUUACUAUAUAAAAUAUAUCGAUGAGUAUCAAGUUAGAUAAUUUCAUUUAGAAGGCCAUAAAUUGAUUUAGAUACCUAUUUUUUUCUCAGUGCAAAAAAUAAAGGCAAGAGUUUAGAUGCGUAAUAAUUAAAUCAGGGGUACGAAGCACGAGGGUUUUAAUUAUUGUCAUCCGAAAACACUGCCAGUAUAUCAUUUAUUGAUGAAAUAUAGGUAAUCGUUUAAGGUUUAGCAGUAUAUCAUAAAAUAACAGAUUUUUUUUAGAAAACGAACAGCACCUUGACACACAACUUAUCUGUCCAAUACAUGCUUUACCGUAUCGGAACCAUGUACAUUAUGGUUGUCGUAGGGUGGACAGGGACGGGUAGCAACAAUGCCAAAGUAAAGAUGAAUGAAUACUAUUCAUAGGACAGUGUUGUAUAAGACAAACUCACAUAAGUUAGAGGUAAUGAUCUGUACAGAACCAUAUAGUUUGAAACAUUGAUUAAAAUUUAACUCAUUCCAUAAAUUUCAAAUCAUUUACACAAUCAUUUAUCCCUAUUCGUAAGCUAUAUAGUUUGUGGAAAUUAUAUUAUCAUGUCUAAUUUAUAAGGCCCAAAAUAACCAUUUGAAAAUAUAUACAUUCAGUAUAGUCAUUCAAAGAUCUUCCAUAGGGAAGUAGAUAUAAUAAUUCAUUAAAAAUCACUCUUUAUUGAAUUUUCGGCCACCUGGCCUUUAUCAAAACAUGAAAAGUCAUUGAUACAGCUAUGUA